AUGACGGAGCCAGCAGCCAAGACAGAGGAAGCUAUUAGCAGUAGCAGCAGCACUAGUGCAGCCAAUGAUAAUGUUCCCGCCACGGAUCAAUCGGAUCAAUCGGCUCAAGAAGCCAUCACCUCAAUAAUGUCCAACGCCACAGCGGCCAGUGUGGAGUCUCGACAAGUGUUGGCACUGCGUACAAAUGAUACCACUACGACUCUCACCAAUCCAUGGAAUGUAUCACCAGCCGUCACGUCUUCUCAAAGUGAAGCAUCCGAGACGAGGGUUCCCAAAGAACCCGACAACAAGAUAGAUCUGGUAGCAGCAGCGGCGGAACCAUCCACGAUGGUGGGGAUCAAGAGAUCCAAUAGCAACCCAGCGCUGCUCCCACAACAAGCACAACAAUGGCACCCACAGCAACCACAACAAGAAGAGCCCAGUAUUCCACAAACGUUUUCGUUACCCGUCAGUGCCAUGAACUACACACCAGCCCAAGGAGAACCCAAUAAGGAAGCAGAAGAUACCAAGGAAGUAAAUCAUGUCCGAUUCAGUGACAGUACGGCAGCUCCAGAUUCGGUUCCUCCCACACCCACCAACAACAACAAGAAUAGUCAUACUCAUCUUACUGUGGAUACCAGUGACUUGCAAGCUCUCAACUCUUCGGGCAGUGUCAGCACGGACUACCAAGAAGGAGGCCGACUCUGGCAAGCGGCACUGGAAGAGGCGGAGAAACGCAAUGAAAUCUUAGCCAACAAGAAAAAGACACGGAAUCGAAUUACCGAAUCCAUCAUGGAACGAACACGGUCUAGGGCUGAUCCCAAUGCCUUGAUUACCACAUCCUCGACAGCCACACCCAUUGGGGCAGGAAAACCGUCCUCCACCAUGGUGUCACUGGGAGGCGACCACGAGAGUUCUUUCAUUCUAUCCACGGCACUUGCCAAGAAACGAGUCCGGGUAGUACAGUUGCUACUCAUUGGACUGGUCGGACUCCUUCUAGGCUUGCUGGGAAACUUUUUUGUUUCCACUUCCUGCCACUUUGCGUCCGUCUCGAUUACAGUAGGACAGAAUGAACAAACCUUUGACUUUCAUUUUGGUCUGUGGAAGUACUCUCCCAUUGACAGUGUCUUUCAGGGAUAUCCCUACUGCUACAAGUAUGACCAAAACUAUGCCGCCGAAGCACCCCUCGUGGCACGGGCUGCCAAUAUCACAGCCUUGCUAGCCGGUUUGAUCUCCUUGAGUGUCUUGUGGUUGUAUCUCAUCUUUGGUACCACCAACAAGAGACGGUGGAAAUGGGCCGUGCGAAUGGCCAUCUUUGCUGGAUUGAUACAACUGGGGACACUAUACUUCUUCCUUGGAACGCUCUGCCAGGAAUACUCUUGUCAACUGGGUCUUGGGGCCUACCUUUCCAUGUUUACCAGUGUGGUAUGGUUUGUUCUGGCUAUGGAAAUGCAAUAUCACAUGCCAGUGGCCAUUUAUGCCUCGUCGGGAGGUAGCGGUAUGGCAGGACCUGCAGCCUUGGAAGAACCUCACGCCUUGGUGGCUCAAAUGGAAAUGACGUCUUGUAUGGGUGACGUGACACGAGAGUAUGUCACGAGAGUGACGGGCAAAGACAAGGACAUGGAUAAUCUUCAGAACUUGUCACGGGCACAGCAACAGCAGCAGCGAAGAACACGACCCUCUCCCUGUGGAUUGUAUUCCCCCACCAAUGCUUGUGGCUUUUACAAUGGUGGCAACUAUAUACCGAGUCCAACCAAAGGGACCUAUCAAGCCCCGGAUCCAACUCUAUUGGAAGAAGCAUUGGCCACACCGAGUAGCCGGAAUCAAUAG
Molecule: messenger RNA, 1809 nt
Organism: Seminavis robusta
Lineage: Eukaryota; Bacillariophyta; Bacillariophyceae; Naviculales; Naviculaceae
Source: the annotation of a GenBank genome assembly